This is a messenger RNA of Tetrahymena thermophila SB210, 2625 nucleotides long. Its product is annotated as zinc finger protein. Lineage: Eukaryota; Ciliophora; Oligohymenophorea; Hymenostomatida; Tetrahymenidae. The record is from RefSeq and is a predicted model, not a curated record. Gene Ontology annotation, molecular function: zinc ion binding. The transcript has 3 exons.
AUGUAUAAGCUAGAUUUAAAAAAAUUGGAUAAUCCCCAAGGAGGUAUAAGCGCUCUUUCUACAUGUUAAAGAGAUUUUAAUGAUGAAUCUUCAAGAAUUUCUGACCAACCUUUGACUGUUUUAAUCAAACGCAAAGAAAAAAAAGAGGAUAAAACAGAGCUGCUUUAAAUUUAAUAGUAAAAAAAAUAAGGGCUAGUCGAUAAAAGCGAAGAGGGAUUAAAAGAUAAGUAAUAUUUAAAUAAUUAACCUAAUAGUGAGGAUAAUAGUAUUUCAGCAGACCAAAAUAAUUACAAGGAUGUGAUCAAUAAAUAUGUAAAUUCUCUAAACAAAGUUUUAAGCAAUUAAGAAGAAAAUAAAAAGAGCAAUCUUAUCGUGCCAAGAAAACAAAUGUAUCAAUCUUCACUUCCAGAAGAAUCUUAAUGCAGCUAUUAUGAUUCAGAAGAAAACUCUUAGAUAUAAAACAAUUAUAACAACAGCAACAAGUAGUAAAGUUAAUACAUGAAUAAAAAUGAAUUAAAUGGAAACAUGAAAAGCACAAGUUAAGAAAACUCUAAUUAAUUAAAUGGUUAACAAAUUCAGUUAAAUAAUUCUUUUAAGUCCAAAAAUUAGUUGACAAAAGCAUAGUAACUAAAUUUAUUACUACAAGGGUCAACUACUAAAGGUAACGAAAAAUAGAAUUAGAUGCUUUAAAGUAGUUAGUGUCAAUAAAGCGAAUAUGCUGAGGGAGAUGAGCACUUAGAUGAAAAUUAUUCUUAUUACGAAGUUUCUUUUAAUCAUAAUGAGAAUAAAUAACCUAAACAAUCUCAAAGUAUAUAAAAUUAAUAAAAAAUUAAUAAUUAAAUGUCAGUUUAAACAACGAAUCUAAAUCAAAUGUAAAAGAAUUAAACCUGCUAACAAAAGUUCUCAAAAGAUAAGUUAGCAUCACUAAACUAAAGUAUUUAGUAAUCUAUUUAUGCUAAAAGUAUAGAAAAUAAGAGCUCUUUGAAUCCAAAAGCUUUAAACAAUAGCUUGAUGAACGAAGAAAAGUUAUAAGCAGGCUCCAUAGCAGAAAAAUGUUGCAAAAUUUGUCUGGAAGGCGAAAGCACAGAAGAAACAGGUUAACUCCUUUCACCAUGUAGAUGUAAUGGAUCUAUGUAAUAUAUUCAUGAAGAAUGCCUUAAAACUUGGUUAGUCUCAUAAUAAGUAGAUAUCGAUACAGCUGCUUGCGAGCUUUGUAAAAUGGAAUACAAUAUGGAAAUAAUAAUAGGGAAAAAAUUCUAACUCACUCAUGCCUGUUAAGAAGGAUAAAUUAGUUUUGCUAGUUGCCUUUGUCUAUUUAUACUUGUAGCUGGUAUGCUCUCCAUAAUUUUUUUAUUUGCUUUUAAAUGGAAUGUACUAAGUGAUAGUUCAAGUUCAGAUAGUAAAAGUUAAAAUGAUGGAAAUGGGAAAAAUAAUUAAAAAAACGAUAAUAGCUCAGAUUCAUCAAGUGAUAAUUCUUUUUCAUACUAGCUCUCUAUUUUAAUUGCUUGUGUAGUUAUUUUAAUAGUCAUUUUAGUCCUAUUUAUUAUGUCAAUAAAAGAAGCUUUUUUUGUAGAUUAUAUGAAAAAAUGGAGGAUUUACAAUUUUGACAAAGAAACCACUAAAAAGAAAAAGAAAAGUCUUAACCAAAAAGAAAAGGCUCAGUUGAAUUAGUAAGCAGCUACAAAUGCUAGAGUAGGAAAUGUUGUUGGUUCUUAAACAAUUAAUAAUUAAUCGAUAUUAAGAAAUUAGAGAGGGCACAGGCUCUCUUAGCAAUCUCAAUAAAUAAAUAGCUUAAAUUAAUAAAAUGAAUAGAUUUAAAACUACUCCCAUGUUUCUAAUAUAAAUCAUAAUUAGACCCAAAACUAAUCAUUUGAUUAGUAACGAUAAUAAUAAAUUAAUAUAAUUUAAGAAUAAAUUAACAGGGUAUCUGAAUAAUAUUAACAAUAGGGAGAAGAUAAUAGCAAUAGAUAGAAAUUGUAUGAUUAAACUAUUAUAAAUAAUUUAAUUAAUGAUUAGUCUUUAAAUGAAAGUUAUUUAAAUAGCACAGUUUUAUAACUAAAAGCUAACUAAAAUUUAAAUGAUAGCUAAACCUAUAAAAAAUAAUACAAUGUUAUAGAUGUCGACAAAGAAAAAUAAAUGAUUAAUGAAUUAAUUGGUGGUCAAGAUGAACAAAAAGAUGAUUACUCUUUAAAAUAGUAUUCUCAAUAAAAAUAAGAUUUAUAAGAUUCUAAAUAUGCAGCAGAGCUUUAGAAAAGUUAAAAAGGAACUUUAAAAAUUAUUUCGUCAGUUUCAAAAAUAAAAAAAUCACACAGUAACCUCUCUAAAGUUUAAUAAACAGAUAAAUAUACAAUAAAACCAAAUAAUAAUAAUAAUUAAGACGGAACUAUUAUCAAAUCUAGUAUUGUGAACUAAGAUGAUAAUUAUUAAGCUUCAAUUCAAAGGCAAUCCAUAAAUAAGCAAAUUAUAGGAGACGAGUUAACUUCCUAAGACAAUAGUAUAGAUCCUUCUUAAUAUAUAAAUAAAAUAAAUAAACUACUUAAUGAUAUACCUCGUUAGUUCUAAGAUGUAGAAGGAAAAUAAGAUAUAAUUUAUAACGUUUUGAUAACAAAGCCAAUAAAAAAAUGA